UCAUUCACCCAUUCACACACACACUCACACACCAAUGAUAGAAGAUAUUCCCAUGACCUUUUUGCAAUUUAACGAUAACAUACUGACAUAUUCCAUGUGAAUGUGGUGGGUGUGGUGAAUGUGGAGCCGUUUGUCCCUUCACAGGUAUAUAAGAGAAGCUCAGUAGACUUGUUAUUCUACAGACAUAAGACAGACUGCAAACUUUCCAGUGUAUUUACAGCAUUGGAGCUUUCGAUUCUAACUUACAGGCAACAUGAAGCUUUUGAUCUUUGGUGUGAUUUUGAUUGCUACACAUACUGGAGCCCAAGAUCUGGAAAAAAGGCCAGUUUGUUACACUCAGUGGUUUGACCGGGACAAUCCCAAUGGGAAUGGAGAUUAUGAAACCAUGAAUGAACUGAGAGCAGAGUAUCCAAAAAAGAUCUGCUCCAAACCUCUGACCAUUCAGGCUGCAACACUCACUGGAGUUCCUGCAGAAAGCAUUGGACAAGUGUUUGAAGUGUAUGACACAGUUUUUGGAUUUUCCUGUGUCAAUUCUGAUCAAAAGAAUGACGAAUGCUGCUUGGACUAUAAGGUGCGCUUUGGAUGCCGAUGCCCUUGGCCCCCAAUCAAGCCUGAAGUGGAGUAGAUCCCAGCCUAGAACGUUUACUUAGAUACUGCACACAUGCACGCUUGUUUCUUCAGCCAUUUUAUUAAACAAUUUAAAAGGCUGUUUUUCUUUUUAAAAUGUCUAAAAUGUCACUGAGUAUAUCUUGUUUUUGAGAUGAUUAACUUUUUCACUUGUAUUCUUAGACACUUGGUGAUUAGGUUAUUGACUGUAGCAUGUUCUUUGUAUGCUUUUCUCAUUGCGAAUUAAAGAAUGCAAACAUAUGGGAUUUAAAUCAUACUUUAUCUAGUCAG
Ictalurus punctatus (channel catfish) is the source of this 897-nucleotide messenger RNA. Its product is annotated as cartilage intermediate layer protein 1-like. The coding region runs from base 254 to 625 and encodes 123 amino acids. The record is from RefSeq and is a predicted model, not a curated record. Lineage: Eukaryota; Metazoa; Chordata; Actinopteri; Siluriformes; Ictaluridae. The transcript is spliced from 6 exons.